Messenger RNA from Daphnia pulex (common water flea), 1073 nucleotides. RefSeq names its product adenylate kinase-like (gene Ak2). Gene Ontology annotation, molecular function: ATP binding; AMP kinase activity. Bases 148 to 912 code for a protein of 254 amino acids. The record is from RefSeq and is a predicted model, not a curated record. NCBI's taxonomy places the organism in Eukaryota, Metazoa, Arthropoda, Branchiopoda, Diplostraca, Daphniidae. Gene Ontology annotation, cellular component: mitochondrion; cytoplasm. Gene Ontology annotation, biological process: ADP biosynthetic process. The transcript is spliced from 5 exons.
UUUUUGCAUCGUCUGCUUCGAGUGCUUCAUCUGCGUUCUUUGAUGAGGUGAUUUUUCUAAUAGUUGACACCAGCAGAGUUCUGUUUCUGCUCUAAAGUGAUAACUCGUGACUUCAAAUUAUAAAGAUUAGCGAAAGGAUCAACAAUAAUGGCGGAUCAAAAAGGUAGCGUUGGAAUCAAUGCAAUUCUUUUGGGACCACCUGGCUCCGGCAAAGGAACUCAGGCCCCUCGUCUUAAAGAGAAGUAUUGUGUUUGCCAUUUGGCCACUGGUGACAUGCUGCGUGCUGAAGUAGCCUCAGGUUCAGAUUUGGGAAAGACUUUAAAAAAGACUAUGGAUGAAGGACUUUUAGUCAGUGAUGAACUGGUCGUGAAUCUCAUUGAUGCAAACCUUUCAAAACCUGAGUGCAAAAAUGGUUUCCUACUUGAUGGCUUUCCUCGCACUGUGGUCCAAGCAGAAAAGUUGGAUGGUCUUCUUUCUGAACGUAAGAAGAAAUUGGAUUCUGUCAUUGAAUUUGGGAUAGAUGAUAGUCUAUUGGUACGCCGUAUUUGUGGACGAAUGAUUCAUUCAGCAAGCGGUCGUAGUUACCACGAAGAAUUUCACCCUCCCAAAGAACCAAUGAUUGAUGAUGUAAUUCAAAUAAUAGAUUUUUUUUCUUUAACUAAAAAUAUUAAUCCAUUUAAAUGCAUCAAGGUCACCGGAGAACCAUUGAUUCGCCGUUCGGAUGAUAAUGCUGAAACUUUGACGAAACGCUUGGUGUCGUACCACCAACAGACUUCGCCACUGGUCGACUAUUACUCCAAAAAGGGGAUCCAUACGAGGGUUGAUGCUUCGUUAUCGUCUCAUGAAGUCUUCAGAAAUAUUGAGAAAAUUUUCUCUGGUGCCAAGUCUAAAGACAAGGUCAUGUUCAUCUAGGGCUAGAGUAUUUAUCGACUCUAUACCAAAUUGAUCAUGUUGCAGUUUAUAAACGACUUUUGGAAAUGAAAGUGCACUAUAGAAGUAGAGUGUAAUGACUAUUUCAGUUUUGGGGGGAUUUAAAAAAAAUAAAUACCAGGCUCGCCUGUAAUUGUUGACAA